UUGGCCUCAAAGUCCUCAUUCUGGACUUCGUUCUUCCAAAGACUCUGGAGCCAAGGGGUGGGCUGGGUACACACACUCAUUUAGGGGACUCAGGGAAGGGUGGCAGAGAGGCAGACAUGUCAGGAUGACCUGGCCUAUUUCGGCUCACUGGGGAUGGGCAAGGACCCUGCUCGUCCUUGGGUCUGAAUCCAUCCAAGCAGCCCAAUGCCAGCUUUGCCUGUGGUAGCCAAAGCCUCCUGCCUUCUAUGGCUCUAGGCUGCUCACCCCGUGUGGCCUUCCUGGGCCCCCCGCCAGCCCCUGCAGCCAUGAUAGGCAUCGGUGGCCUUCACAGCUCACUGCUUCCCUCCCAGUACAGCCCUGCUUGGCUUUCCACAGGUCAGGGUGGGAGACAGCCAGGGAGGGCUUCUGGGGCCCCCCAGCCAUAGCAAAUUACUUUUCUCCCUGGGGAGCUGGGCUAUAGCCUCCAUGCCCACUCAGGAAUGCCCUGAAGUACAAGCUGCCCUCGGAGGAGGCACUGUUCUCACCGGGGCUGGACUGGCCAGGCUGGGGCCAGUCCAAACAGGACCUUCAGCUGCUCCAUUAACCAUCUACCUGGUGAUAGCAUCAGGUAGCCACCCCACUGUGAGGCAUGACAGGUGGUGUUGGGGCUAGAGUUCUGGCUGGCCAGACCAGGGUGCUGUACCGCUGCAGGCCAAGGCUGACAAAUGCUAGCUGGACGCCAUUGACCUGGAGGCUUCCUGGGGAACUACUGGGGGCAGAGCCAGACGUCCAAGGAACCUCAAGUCCUAGAUCUGAGACAACUUCCUCUCAGCACCCCCAUGAGCCUACUGCAUCCCGGUUUCUGAUCCCGGGAGGCAACACCGUCAGCUUCACAGGAACAGAGAUAGGACUAGCUUGACCUCCUGGUGGAGGUGGCAAGAUGGUGAGCAAGGUUUGGUCCUGAUGUAAAUGUCCUGCCGGGAGGGGUGGCCUAUAGUUGCAGAGGACUAUGGGUACCUUCUGGAGAGGGCAGGCUUGUCUGAGAGACAUUCAGCUCUGAAGGGGCAGUAGGAAGUGUCCAGGGUAAGGGUGAGGCCCAGAGGAAGACCCAAGCAGGAGGGUACAGGCCUGGAGGCUGGGACUCAGUCCAAACAACCCCUCCCUGCCUCCUUGCUCACCUUGUCCCUGCAGGGGACUUGUCAGGUGACUCCUCCCCUACUCUCCCUCCACUCCAUACCCACACCCGGGCUGUCUCCAACAACAGAAGCAUGAAUAAAGUCCUGAGGCCAGAGCAGCAGCCUGGCCCUCGGUAAGGGAUAUCCUGGUCUCUGUGGAAGGGGCAGGUGGAGAGCCCUGAGCGGGCUGGGGUUUGGCUGUCUCUCUGGUCAAACGGAGGGGCUGUGGUGGGAGACAGGGACACUAACUGGAGCUUAGGCCAUCCCUGUGAAGGAGGAGUCCCAGGGCUGGUGAGUUUGAGAAAUGCUGCUUACUGUUUCCCCUCACCCUCCCUCCCAAGCUAGGACACUGCUAUAUCUGUGAUUUGGGCCUUAGAGGAAACCUUUGACCUUCUGGAGCGGGUAGUCUCUCUCUGACCACUGUGGCAGACACCUUGGCACCUGUGUGGCUGGCUGCUGGGCUUGGGGACCAGGUGAGCACUCAGAAGUAGGAGGAACCGAGCAUGAAUACAGCUCAGCCCUUACCCUCCCCACAGUUCUUCACCGGUACAAUAGAAGGGUACCAGCACCCAUCAGCCACCGUCGGCACAUCUGCAGCUGCAGAGAAGCUGAGACUGACUGACUUGCUGCCCUUGGCCUCCAAUCUGUCCUGACCCCUUGACCUCCUGGGCCACCCCUAUCUCCAGCCACCUACAUCCCAGGCCCUGCUUGAUCUCAGGCUGGACCAACAAAGAGAGGCCAGUUGCUCCUGGCAGCCCCGGCUGCUGGGGCAAAUCCUGGUGCCAGCGGGGGCUGCAGGGGCCCCCCGAGGCCUGCAUUGCUCCCCAGAUGGCCUGCUCUUCUUGACGGCUGGCGCUGCAUCCUGUGUCCAUGUGCUGGAUCUGGAGGGACGUUCCAUUUGUCAACUAUCCUGCUGCAUGCCUAGAACCGGAGCCUUUGUUCCAGAGGAUGUGGCUGUGACAACUUCGGGGCUUGUGGUGGUUAGCGACCUCAUCCAUGGGGCGGUGUCUGCUCUUCAGUACACUUCCCGGGAACCCCAGGGCCGCUGGGUGACUGUAGGCACAUUCUUGUCCCCCCGAGGGCUGGCUGUGGAUGCCUUUGGCCACUUCCUGGUGACAGACUACUUGCCUGGAACUGUGCACAGCUUCAUGUUGGGACCAACUUGGGAGACCCUGGCUCCAGCCUCUAUGCUAGGUCUGGAGGGCCCCUGUUGGGUAGGUCCAGGGCCUGAUGGGGGCCUUGCUGUGAGUGAAGAGUUUGGGGAUGUGCAGCUGUUUGGCAGUGCCCACCAGCGUCUGGGCUCCCUGGGAACCUUGACUGGGCAUAGCUUUGGCCAUCCAGCGGGUGUGUGCUCUGACUCGGAGGGUAGCAUUCUUGUGGCUGAUGAGCAGAAGCACCAGGUAACCCUGUUUCCCCGGGUUGGGCCACCCAUCUGCUUGCAGUUGGAGGGACUGGAGAGACCCUUGGGUAUGGCCUGUACUCCCCAGGGCCAACUGGUGGUGGCAGAUGCAGGGGACAGCUGCAUCAAGGUGUACCAGUAUCUUGGAGAGAUGGCCUGAGGGUAGGCUCUGGGGAGAAUAGCCCCUUGCUAUGACUGGCCAGCCCUGAGUCCUUUGUAUUAUCCUAGAAGUUUGGUGGGCUCCUGGGGGGAUGCUGAGCCUGCUCUGACACCUGGCCUUAGCUGGCCUUCUGAUUUCCCCUUGGUAAGUGCUCCUGUCUACUCAGCAGUCAUGAAUCACCACCUCCCCAUGAGGCUCUAAACUAGGCCAUCUCCAUAUCCCUGUUCAGUAUGCCCCUGGCCCUUUAUGCCCCCAACCCACAAGGGCCACCCAGUCCCUAGCUGUGCUAGCUUGGGUCUCAGGAGUCCUGAGCUUUCAGGCGACACUUGAAGCUACAGAUCCUGGGUGCUGAGCCCAUCCGCCAGUGCAUAGCCAGGCAACAUCUCCUGCCAGGUGCCCCAACCCUAACAUCCUAAUCAGAGGCAGGCAGGCAGGGAGGGAGGGUGUGGCUAGCAGGGCUGGGCAGCUUGGGGCAAGGGUGUGGUCUCUUAGUGCCCCAGCCCGGAGCCUCAGAGACAUCCCCAUUCUUGAGCCUCCAGCAGCAACUCUGGGCCUAACAGAGGUAAGGGGUAGACAAAUUAGAGGGACAAACCCUGGAAGUGUCCUGGAAGGAACACAUGGCAAGGGGUGGGUCUCAAGGUCCUCUCCUGUACAUAUCCCAUUUUGAAAGAGGUCUUCAGUUUCUCCUGCAAUCCGGGUCCAAACCACUCUUGAGCUCUUGGGUCGGGUACCGGGUGGCACAGUCCUUUCUUUCAUACUCUUCCAUUCAAGACAGGAAAAUGUUGGCCUUUCCUCCCAUGUUACAAAUGAGAUCUGGAAGGGGAGGAGCGUGUGUGUGUGUGUGUGUGUGUGUGUGUGUGUGUGUGUGUGUGUGUGUGUGUGUGUGUGUGUGUGUGUGUGUGUGUGUGUGUACUCAGUGAGAAUCCGGGUUUCAGUCCGCCCCUUCAGGGUGUGGGAUGGCACAGUCAGCCUGUCAUCUGGACAUUGAGAUCUGUGGUUUAUAACACCACACCUGUCGCCCCUCCAGGUUAUUCCAAUAUGCCCUGAUCAUUAUGUUGUGGGGGAUUAAUGGACAAUGUAAGAUCUUUGCGUGUAAGUAAAUGCUCAAUAAACAGUUGCUGCGUUUUUA
Peromyscus californicus insignis is the source of this 3842-nucleotide messenger RNA. RefSeq names its product NHL repeat containing 4 (gene Nhlrc4). The record is from RefSeq and is a predicted model, not a curated record. Bases 2072 to 2713 code for a protein of 213 amino acids. Gene Ontology annotation, molecular function: protein binding. Lineage: Eukaryota; Metazoa; Chordata; Mammalia; Rodentia; Cricetidae. The transcript has a single exon.